Impatiens glandulifera is the source of this 1526-nucleotide messenger RNA. RefSeq names its product BAG family molecular chaperone regulator 7. Gene Ontology annotation, biological process: protein folding. NCBI's taxonomy places the organism in Eukaryota, Viridiplantae, Streptophyta, Magnoliopsida, Ericales, Balsaminaceae. The record is from RefSeq and is a predicted model, not a curated record. Gene Ontology annotation, cellular component: plasmodesma. Gene Ontology annotation, molecular function: protein binding. The transcript has 3 exons. The coding region runs from base 117 to 1331 and encodes 404 amino acids.
UUUCUUCUUCAAGCUAAGCCAUCUUUCUUUCUCUCUCUCUGUCAGUUUCUCUCUGCAAAUUCAUCCAUUCUUUCAACACAUUGCCAUCUCUCUCUCUCGGCGAUCCAUUGCUAAUCAUGAGCCGUUUCAGAAGAAUUGAGAUCAUCGAGCCUUCGCCGUCUUUCUUUAUCCAAGAAACCUCAAUUUACGCUCCAAAAUACCCUUCUCUUUCCUCCCCAUUCUUCCCCUCUUUCUUUGCCGAGGAUGAGCUCGAUAUCGCUCUCGAUCUUCUCGCUCCAAGACCCAGACCUGCACUAGUCGAUUUCCUAUCACCUGUUGAUGAAUUCGACGCCAUUUCCGAUCUAAUUGAGAUCGAGAAAGUCCCUUUCUACACAUCUACUAGGAGGGUUCACCGCCAGAUCGACCGGUUCUCCGCCGGAGAACACCAUUUGCGAGGACUUUCCAACCGUGUUUCCACCCUCGAGCGAAGUUUCGAUCGGCUGGUUAACCCCAAGUCAUUCGCAGCUGGAAGUGACCGUAAAUACACUUGGACGGCGGAGAUCGAGGGCAAGGACAAGUAUGGUUUCGAUCGGAAGUAUAAAUGGACGGCGGAGAAGACUAGUGGUAAGAAAGUGGAGAAGAAUUAUAAGGUGACGGCUGAGAUCAAGUCUAAGGAUAAAGAUGCUCCUUUUACCAGGACAUACACCUUCAGAUCUACUAGCGGAACCCAUGAAGAGAAGAAAAAGGAAGAAAAGAAAGUUGAGAAAAAGGAAGAGAAGAAAAAAGUUGGUUCUGUUCGUGUGGUUGAGAUUGAAGAACCCUCUAACCAUGGAGUUGUUGUCUUAAGACAUGCAUUUGCAAGGAGGUUGGAGAAAUGCAAGGGAAAAAGGAAGGAACUGUCUGUUCAAGAUGCUGCAUUACUGAUUCAAAGGACUUUCAGGGCUUAUUUGAUCAGGAGAUCUCAAUCUCUUAGAGCUCUAAGGGAUCUUGCUAUAGCUAAGGCAAAACUGAAGGAACUCAGGGCAUUAUUCAACAACUUCUCAUACCGCAGGCUUGUCUCUCGAGAUGCUGAGGAAAGACAGAGGUUCUCUGAGAAGAUCAUUGUCUUACUUCUCACAGCUGAUGGGAUUGAGGGUGCUGAUCUUAUGGUGCGAGCUGCUAAAAGGUCAAUUGUUGAUGAGCUUGAAGCAAUGCUGGAUGUGGUUGAUCCUCAACCACCGGGUAAGUCAAUCUACUCGAGGAGGAGAACAUUUGACAUGCCCGAUGGAAUCAUCAAUAAGGAUCUAAUUGCUGGUGUGGCUGAAGUUGUUCAAAUGCUUAACGAGGAAGAAGAGCAUGGUGAACAUCUUUAAAGGGUCUAUCUACUUUGCACUUGUUUUGAGUUUGGUUAUGUUGUGACAUCGGCAUGAACAUUGAGUUAUUCUGAUUUUAUUCUGAAUCUCUGUUUUAAGACUUUGAAUUUGUAUAAGUUAUGUAUUGUAGAAGUAAGGUACCAAGAGGAUUAUGUUUCUAACGUUGAUGACUUGCUAAUGUUGUUUUAAUGGUUU